Oncorhynchus mykiss (rainbow trout) is the source of this 1141-nucleotide messenger RNA. It is a transcript of the gene rl31, whose product is annotated as 60S ribosomal protein L31. Gene Ontology annotation, biological process: cytoplasmic translation. The record is from RefSeq and is marked provisional. Lineage: Eukaryota; Metazoa; Chordata; Actinopteri; Salmoniformes; Salmonidae. Gene Ontology annotation, cellular component: ribosome; cytosolic large ribosomal subunit. Gene Ontology annotation, molecular function: structural constituent of ribosome.
GGGCAGUGUGAGUAUUGUUUUGUGAAAUUUGUUUUAAUUAUCCAAUUUCAUCCUGGCCCUGCGCUUAUCUAUUCCAUCGUUUUCCUCACAUAAUUACAAUAUGAGACACUGAACUCCUUAAACGAUGUAAUUGCGAUGGGUUAUGCUCAAAUGAUCAAUUGUAAAUGUAUAUGGAAAUGUGUAGCCACCAGUAUGCUAACCAGUAGUUAGCUAAACGAAGCUAUUCUGUCACAAAUGUCUCGGUUAUAGAGCGCAUUCGUGCUAUGUUUAACGUUUUGUCUGAGGCCCACAAUUUCUGGUUCACAGUUUUUUGUCAAUGUGCAAUCACAGUGAAACCAGCUAAUUAGAUCAAAAUAUGCCGGCAUCAUUAGCUAGCUGAAGUUGGCCAUAGUACCUGGCGUCACCAGACAAAAUUGCCAUAUUAACACCUGGCUCAAUUGUUAUCCGAGGCGGAUUCUGUAGCAAAAGUUUUGCAACGAAAACCUGAGUUUCUAUUGGACAUUCAGGUAGAAUGUCGGUUUCCGUUUCAAAAACGUUUUGAAUCCAACUAAUGAAUACACCACAGAUGGCGCCAAACAAGAAAGGAGGUGAAAAAAAGAAGGGGCGUUCUGCCAUCAACGAGGUUGUGACCAGGGAGUACACGGUCAACAUCCACAAGCGCAUACAUGGCGUCUCCUUUAAGAGGAGGGCACCUCGCGCUCUCAAGGAGAUACGAAAGUUCGCCAUGAAGGAGAUGGGAACCCCUGACGUGCGUAUCGAUACUCGCCUGAACAAGGCUGUGUGGACCAAGGGGGUGAGGAAUGUCCCAUACCGUAUGCGUGUGCGCCUGUCAAGGAAGCGCAAUGAAGAUGAGGACUCUCCCAAUAAACUGUAUACCCUCGUCACAUACGUUCCUGUCACGACAUACAAAGGUCUGCAGACAGUCAAUGUGGAUGAGAACUAAUUAUUCAUUGGUGUCGAAAUACAUUUAUAAGACUGCAGUCUUGGAUGAUAUACAAGUUUAUACAAUCACUAAUUGGGAUUCUUGAUGGUGCAAUUUAUGCUUACAUAGUUUCAAGUUUUAUUAGUUGUAUGUACGGGAUACACAUGGUAUACACCACGUCCAAUGAAAUGCUUACAUGAAAAUAAAUUAUUUCUAGAG